Microdochium trichocladiopsis is the source of this 860-nucleotide messenger RNA. RefSeq lists its product as uncharacterized. The coding region runs from base 1 to 609 and encodes 202 amino acids. The transcript has 4 exons. The record is from RefSeq and is a predicted model, not a curated record. NCBI's taxonomy places the organism in Eukaryota, Fungi, Ascomycota, Sordariomycetes, Xylariales, Microdochiaceae.
AUGAGGAGGCACAAGCUGUCUGGCAGCCAGCCAGCCGGAAGGCACGAACACUGCAUCGAAGUCGCCAAUGCCUGCCAUGAUCGAGCGGUGUCUUCAUAUGGUUUGACCUCUGGCCGGGGGUUGCUCUGCCCAGACUGCACCACCACACUUUACACCCGUGGCAACCCUCGUCCCAUCUCUGAAGCGUCAUCACCAUCAUCGCCACCCCCGUACUCGCCGUUGGUGAAUCUCGUGAUGCCCCCGCGCGGGUGCCUAAGCAGGUCCAAUUGCACGGAAUCGUCUUGUUUCGAGCCACACCGAAACAAAACAAAAACCUACAUGCACCCCGGGAGCUCCGAUGCUAAUCGAGGCAGGACAUCAACGCGCACUGUUCCUGUCUGGCUAGCCACAUCUUGCCGUACACCAAGCAGAAGGGCGCUUUUGACCCCUUGCUUGCCCCACGUUUGUCGUCGUCGACGUCGUCGCCUCGCAGCCGCUGCACCUCGAAACAUUGCCGGUCCUGACGGGUCUCCUCGUGAAAGCAGAGAGUAUCCUGAGCUGCUCCGGUGCUCCGACUGGUCCGUCAACUGCAUCACUGGAAGCUACGCCGCGCCGUUUGACUUUACGUAGGUUCCCGCCGCGUAUAGCCGUAAGGCCCGGUCUCUUGCCGCAUUUCUCAUCUCGGGCCAGCGAGUAAACAUGCACAGGAGGAGGAGGGAUUACGAGCUAGUCCCGCCCCACGACGGGUGAAGCUGGUGUCCGAUGGCCGUUUGCAGAUUUAAGCAACGAUCCCCGAGCUGGCCGCUGCAUCCCUACCGGCUGUGGCGCGUCCGCACAUGUAGACGUGUAGGAUUCUCACCGCCAACACGCCAAGUGAGCAC